AUGAUUGCGGGGCAGAACCAUCGGGACGAAGUUCCUUACACCCUUCAGUCAGAAGCCCAGAGAAUCUACGAGGUCAUUGUCGCAGACCCUCGUCUUAACCUCCCGGAGGAAGUGAAACGAUGGAAAGAUCACGUCCAAUUUACUGGGGAUGAAACGGAUCCUUUCUUCCCUGUUCCGUUCAAAGCAGCAGAAUCCCAAGCUGGUCUCCUUGGCUACAUUGGACUUUUGGCUCUUGCCAUCGCUCAAGAUCGAUAUGGAAUUGAGCAAGAGUGUCACAUUGAUGUUUCGCAGGCCUUGCUCAAUGGACUCGGCGCUCUGUUCGUCCGCCAUGAGAGCGAAUGGUUAUCUGGCAGUCCGAAGAUGAUGGCCGCUGUCCAGCGCUGGGAUCACGGUAUGACCCGAGAGCUUUAUCGACAGCUGGGCACAAACAUAUACAAGUCGAAAGAUGGACGAUGGUACUCUCUCCACGGCAACAUGAAUCCCACGCCACUCUUGGAGAUGCUGAACGUUCCACAGCACGAUGAGAAGAACUUGACCUGGCCACAAAUCAUCGAAAUGUACAGCAACGUCGUCGGGACCAUUGACUCAAAGGUUCUCGACAACUGGAGUAACAACGUCUAUCGAACUCCCGGCACAGUAUGCCUCGAAAAGGAAGAGUUCGAAUCCACUCCUCAGGGUAAAGCAAUAAAAGAUGAACCAUACUACAACUUGAUUCCACAAACGCAUUAUACCCAACCUGCCGUGUCCUGGGACCAAGUGCCUGUCGACCCCUCCGACCGUAGACCGCUGUCUGGAAUUAAAGUCCUGGACCUUUCACGCGCGAUUGCCGCGCCCACCAUUGGCCGCGUCUGCGCAGCUUUGGGGGCGACUGUUAUCCGUGUGUCCUGCGUAAAGAACACCGAGCUGCCCAUCACACUCAUUGACGGUUGUAUUGGCAAGACCAGUGUCGACAUCGACCUCAAGACCUUCGAGGGGAGAAAGAAGCUGCUCGAGCUAAUCGAGGAGGCUGAUGUUUUCAUUGACGGCUAUCGUCCUGCCGUAAUGGAACAUCUCGGUUUUGGCCGCGACGCCGUGCUGGGUUUGGUGGCGAAUCGAGAUCGAGGCCUUAUUUAUUGCCAGGAAAAUUGCUACGGCUGGAAAGGCCCGUGGGUCACAAGACCAGGCUGGGCACAGAUCGCUGAUACUGUUUGCGGUGUUGGUCUUGACAUUGGCCGAUUCCACGGAUACGACGAGCCACACAUCUUCCCCGGCCCGAAUGCCGACUACCUGACAGGCCAUGCUGGCGCCGCCGGGGUCCUACAUGGUCUCUAUCUGCGCAGUCGCCAAGGGGGAUCGUACGUGGUCCAAUGCUCGCUCGUCGUCGCGAACAUGCAAAUGCAGUCUUACGGCAAGUACACAGAAGAACAGCAGACGGCACUGAAAGCUCGCAAUAAAGACUUGAUUGGCAAAAUCCGUCACUACGACGAGAUUGUCAGCCACGGGAAGAACCAAAACGUGAUCAGGGGUUUCAUCGCCGACAGGACGUUCGACAAGGCCCUCAAAAAGGACUACUACCAGAGAGUAGAUGGCAGCAUGUGGGGGCUGGGUGACUUGGAUCUGGUGAAGUUGGCGUUGGAGUUCCAGCCCUCCGAAGGUACUGGGGGCUCUGAAGCAAUGAGGACUGACUGGCUUGUUGGGCCUUGUCCGCCGGGAUAUCAUCAACCACAAUGGGAGAGGAAGGAAAACAAGGACUUCGAGCCAAUCCAGCCAACAGCAGAUGGUCUGAAGAAGGAGAAGAAUGUUUAA
Messenger RNA from Fonsecaea nubica, 1785 nucleotides. RefSeq lists its product as hypothetical. The record is from RefSeq and is a predicted model, not a curated record. The coding region runs from base 1 to 1785 and encodes 594 amino acids. The transcript has 3 exons. NCBI's taxonomy places the organism in Eukaryota, Fungi, Ascomycota, Eurotiomycetes, Chaetothyriales, Herpotrichiellaceae. Gene Ontology annotation, molecular function: catalytic activity.